Aquila chrysaetos chrysaetos is the source of this 3116-nucleotide messenger RNA. RefSeq names its product SBDS ribosome maturation factor (gene SBDS). The record is from RefSeq and is a predicted model, not a curated record. NCBI's taxonomy places the organism in Eukaryota, Metazoa, Chordata, Aves, Accipitriformes, Accipitridae. Bases 57 to 809 code for a protein of 250 amino acids. Gene Ontology annotation, biological process: cytosolic ribosome assembly; ribosome biogenesis. The transcript is spliced from 5 exons.
GGCGCCGCCCUCCGGCCGCGCGCGCGCCCGCCAGUGGCGCAGGAGCGGCUGCCGCCAUGUCCAUCUUCACCCCGACGAACCAGAUCCGCCUCACCAACGUGGCCGUGGUGCGGGCGCGGCGCGGCGGAAAGCGCUUCGAGAUCGCCUGCUACCGCAACAAGGUCAUGGGAUGGCGCAGCGGAGCGGAGAAAGAUCUCGACGAGGUCCUGCAGACGCACACGGUGUUUGUCAAUGUUUCCAAAGGCCAGGUCGCAAAGAAGGAAGAUCUCGUUCAAGCCUUUGGGACAGAUGACCAAACAGAAAUCUGUAAGAUGAUUUUAUUAAAAGGGGAGCUGCAGGUAUCAGACAAAGAACGACACACACAGCUGGAGCAGAUGUUUAGGGACAUCGCAACUAUUGUGGCUGAUAAAUGUGUGAAUCCUGAAACAAAGAGGCCAUAUACAGUAAUCCUUAUAGAAAGAGCUAUGAAGGAUAUUCACUACUCCGUCAAACCACACAAGAGCACAAAGCAGCAGGCAUUGGAAGUGAUCAGACAGUUAAAGGAGACCAUGCAAAUUGAACGUGCUCACAUGAGGCUGCGAUUUAUUCUUCCAGCGAAGGAGGGGAAGAAACUAAAAGAGAAGCUGAAGCCACUGAUUAAAGUUAUUGAGAAUGAAGACUUCCAUGAACAGUUGGAAAUUGUGUGCCUUAUUGACCCAGGCUGCUUCAGAGAGAUUGAUGAGCUGAUCCGGAGUGAGACAAAAGGGAAAGGAACACUGGAAGUGCUCAGUCUGAAAGAUGUGGAGGAAGGAGAUGAAAAGCUUGAAUAAUGAAAACCUUCCUGCAGCAGUUCUACUUUAACAACAUCCUACAAAAUGACUGGCAUUAGCCGCUCUCUUCUGUUAGGCCUUCAUGUUUUUUCCAAUCUCUUGCUGCCAAAUAUUUUCUGACACUAAUCCUUUGGGAUUUUUCCAUGCGGUGUGGUUUUUUUUAUCAUUUUACACUUGCUUGGUUUACAAAUGUCUUUGCCUGCAGGAACAUUUUGUGUUGGAGUUGCACUAAUGAGGAUUGAGUUAAGACAUGAUAUGAAAGUUACUCUGGCUUUGAUUUACUUUAAGAGUUGCUAUUGAAGAGUGUUUGGCUGAUAUGGUGCCAAUCAUUUUAAGUUGUCAUUGUUGAGUGGAAAAUUGCAUAGGUUACUGAGGGGUGGGUUUUGUAUGUGAGGAGAGGAACCUUAAGAAGAGCGCGCUGCAUUUUCACUUCUAAACAGGUGCAAAGUGGAUCAUGUCUAAAAACCAAUCUCUAGGCAGCAUGAAAACUGACUUAGACUUCCAUAAUUGGCUGCUUGAUAAGUAGAGUACUUUAAAGGACCAUUCUGAAAGAUUUCCUUCACUGGUUGUAACAGUACUUGCUGAUGUAGAAAAAAUGUUUUCCAAAUAACUUAUUCGUAAAAUAUAUUUAGCUACAUUAAUAAAAAUUAAUUAUCAUCUAUUUAUAUAUUAUAGAUACAGAAAGAAAUAAUUAUUUUUGUUAAUAGUAUAGGAGGUAUCUCUGGCUGCGGUGAUGCUUUUAGUAGGCUGAAGGGGUAGCUUGCGCUUGUGAGCUGUUCUGGUUCACAUGAUAAAAUGAAUCUCGAACAGGCAGUGGUGGCCUCUGGCCAUUGAGCUAGAGAGGCUUUUAUUGGGCUGUAAUUCCCUAGCAGUAACUGUUUGUAUGUGCCCCUUUUCUUUUUAGUGCGAUAGAGAACAAUUCUGGCAGCUGUCCUUUAUCUUCUGUCUUUUUAUGCUGCUUUCUAAUACAUGCACAGAACUUCCAGCCAGCUCCUGAGGCACAGUACAUAGUUCUUGAUAAUUCUCUUAAACCUUGUUUCAGCUGUGUUAAACAAAUGCUUUUAAGUUGAACGUGGGUAUUUCAAAGAAGAGGGGAAGAGAGGACAACAACUGGAGAACGAGAUACUAAAACUACAAACCACCAGGCAAAGCAUAUAUGCUUGGGUGACUAAAAGCUAAACCAGCAGGAAUUUAAGGAGCCUGUAGAAUUACAUAGCUGUUUCCAUGCUGCUAGUACACAGCAAGUCAGGAGCUGCAGGCUAGACAACGACUAGACCUCUCUCCCAGAUGAGCAUGUGUUGUGUUCGUUGUUUGCUGUUUGCUUUUAGAGUGCAUGACUGUCUGUUAUACGACAAUUCAACAGAGCUCUGGUUUGUACUCUUGACGUGACCUUUUCCUUUGUAUCAUUAACACGUUGUGAAUUUUCUAGAAUUUAAGCAGGGAGAGUUGAAGUCAGCUGGAGGAGGAAAGGUUUGACCUGUCAAGUGCAGGGGGCCUGCGGGACUAGAUCUAAGGCUUCCUUUUGGAAGCUGAUCUCUGCACCAGUCUAUUGACAAGCUUGUGCAAGGUUGGGUUAAAUUUCCUUAGUAAUAUUUUGGAAGGACUUGCCGCUAUAGAGUCUGUGUUCUGCUGAGAGCCAGUGAAAUGGAGAUUCUUGAACCGUUUUAUCCAUUUUAAAAUGCUUUCUCUUGCCCCCAAGGUAAUCUUCCAUGGUGUUUAAAUGCUGCCCAGGGAAGUUUAGUGGCAUAAUUAGUGUAUUUGCCAUGUGGACACAGCCUGAAUGUGGAGAUCUCUACAUUUAUGGACAGAUUGGCAAGAUUCCUCAUGUGUACAAACCCUUAACUGCUUGUUUUUCAAACGGCCAUCUCUUUAUGCACACUUUAUGAAGCACUGAAGAUGAUAAUGUUGAUAUUGAGCUUGUCACUGGCAAUUAGCGCUAACAUGCAAUUCAUAAAUCUGCAAAUGAGACACUGAGUAAGAGCCUCAGAUGAUACUGUGUCAGCAAUACUUGAUUUCACAGUCCUGUAAUUUCUUUGUGUUCUAUGCUCAACACCUAGAGCGCAAUAGGAUGGCUGCACGUUAAAGAUCCUGAGUUACAGAAACUUCAAGCUGAUUUAUGAGCUUGGUGCUAGGAAGGCAAUUUCCUUACAAAGUGUUUUUCUGCAAAUCAAACAUUAAGGAUUUUCCCUGGUAGAGGGAGCUUGAUUCUAUUUAUCAACAAAUAAAUGUACAUGCUUGCAUUUCUCAUCAUAUUUGUAGUUCAGCAAGAACGUGUGGUAAGCAUCAAAAUAAAUAUCAGUAUUGGUA